UGUGUUACUGUAACAGAGUGAUCAUGCCUGAACCAGCGAAGUCCGCACCGAAGAAGGGAUCUAAGAAGGCCGUUGCUAAAACCGCCGGAAAGGGCGGCAAGAAGCGCAAGAGGUCCAGGAAGGAGAGCUAUGCUAUCUACGUCUACAAGGUCCUGAAGCAGGUUCAUCCUGACACCGGGAUUUCCUCUAAGGCCAUGGGCAUCAUGAACUCUUUCGUUAAUGAUAUUUUCGAGCGUAUCGCCGGUGAGUCCUCUCGUCUCGCUCACUACAACAAGCGCUCCACCAUCACAUCGAGAGAGAUCCAGACCGCCGUGCGUCUGCUGCUGCCCGGUGAACUCGCCAAGCACGCCGUGUCUGAGGGAACAAAGGCCGUCACCAAGUACACCAGCUCCAAAUAAAUCUCUUGAAGCUUUCAACACCCCAAAGGCUCUUUUAAGAGCCACCCAUUUUAUCAGUUAAAGAGCUGUCUAGUAUUUUAGUUUCACAUUAUCCGGCAGUAACUACAUUGAAACAAACUAAUUUUCAUUUUUUAUGUUGCUCCAAAUUGCCUUGAUCACCACAAGGUAAACUCGCUGUACAUUCUGAUUUAAAAAAAUAAAAUGCUGA
Paramisgurnus dabryanus is the source of this 606-nucleotide messenger RNA. The record is from RefSeq and is a predicted model, not a curated record. NCBI's taxonomy places the organism in Eukaryota, Metazoa, Chordata, Actinopteri, Cypriniformes, Cobitidae.